Molecule: messenger RNA, 1079 nt
Organism: Rosa chinensis
Lineage: Eukaryota; Viridiplantae; Streptophyta; Magnoliopsida; Rosales; Rosaceae
Product: protein SOB FIVE-LIKE 5
Exons: 4
Coding region: 156-788 (210 amino acids)
Biological process (GO): cytokinin biosynthetic process
Source: RefSeq, a predicted model, not a curated record
CCCCCCCCCCCCCCCUCAUAGUAGUCUGAGUUCGAUAGCUUAGCUAAGCUAGAUAUAUCUAGAGCAAUAGAGACUUUGAAACAGUUCAUAUACAGUCAUCUCUAUAUAUCGAUCAGAGGUAUUAUUGUUCUUUGUGAAAACACAAAGGAAUCAAUAUGAAUGUGUUGGCCUCGGAAUGCAGUAGUGGUUGUGAGUCCGGUUGGACUCUGUACUUAGAGCAAUCUUUUGUUUCUCAACAUCCGAGUGGUUCACAUAGAGGUAAUAGUAAUGGUUUUUGUGAGGAGUAUAAGGAAAAAAGAAUUAGCUAUAGUAAUAAGGAUGAAGAAGAAGAAGAAGAAGACCAGUCAAUGGUUUCUGAUGCUUCUUCUGGGCCUCCUCAUUUCAAUGAAGAUGAGGUUUACUUUGAUGAAAACAAUAAUGGGUAUUUUUGUCCUCCAUCCAAAGAUGUUAGAACAUUGAAGUUUGGAGGUAAAAAGCAGAAGAUCAAAGAAAAGGGUAGAUGUGGUGUUCAAGAUCAACAGCAACAGCAACCAUCUUUUCUAGAUGACACUGCUAGCUCCCCUUUUUUCAACAUUUCCAAGAACAAUUUGAUGGUGUCCAAUAAUCAGGCUUCAGGUGAUAGUGUCCUGGAUUUCUCACAAGGUUUCUCAUCAACUCAUUUUCAGGGCAGAUCUGCAUACCAAGACCACUAUGGUUUCUUACAAUCUACUCUACCUGGAAAUCCACUUCAGGAUCAAAACCAGUGGUUUGAAGGGAAUGAGAUAACAAGAUCUUCAUAUCAUCAAUGAUAUCAUCAGUUGCUGCAUGUGUUAGUGCGGAGGUUGUAAAAGUAGAGAUGGAAUUGGAUCUCAAAAAGGGAUCUUGCUCCUUUUUUUUUUCCCCUUUCUUUCUUUCUUUCUCUCCUUUAACCUGUCAAUGUAUCAAUGCAGUGGGAAACAACCUAAGAGGAGAAGUUAGAAAUAAAUUUUCAUGCUUCCAAAAUUUAAUUCCAUGUCAACUUGUAGUGGUGCAAGUGAGCUGAAACUUUGCUCAGUCCAAGAAAAAAGGAAAAGGAAUAGAAAAGUUGGAACUUUCAUAUA